Messenger RNA from Aspergillus alliaceus, 1005 nucleotides. Its product is annotated as chaperonin 10-like protein. The record is from RefSeq and is a predicted model, not a curated record. NCBI's taxonomy places the organism in Eukaryota, Fungi, Ascomycota, Eurotiomycetes, Eurotiales, Aspergillaceae. The transcript has 4 exons. Bases 1 to 1005 code for a protein of 334 amino acids. Gene Ontology annotation, biological process: D-sorbitol catabolic process. Gene Ontology annotation, molecular function: L-iditol 2-dehydrogenase (NAD+) activity; zinc ion binding.
AUGGACAUACUCGACCGCAAGCCCUACAAUCACGCCAUCCAUACCAGCCCAUCCAACGACCUCCGUCUAGUAGAAUCAACCAUCCCCGAGAUCCAGCCCCAUGAAUGCCUCGUCCACGUCCGUGCCACCGGAAUCUGUGGCUCCGACGUACAUUUCUGGAAACAUGGCUACAUCGGCGACAUGAUAGUGAGCGGCGACAACGGCCUGGGACAUGAAAGCGCCGGCGUGGUCCUCAAAGUCGGAAAGGACGUUACCCGCUUCAAACCCAUAGCCCUAGAAUGCAGCAUCCCCUGCUCUAAACCAACCUGCUACUUCUGCCGAACAGGCCAAUACAACGCCUGCCCGGACGGGGCCUGGCUCCGCCACAUCCCAGACACCAUCUCCUUCAAAGAAGGUGCCCUCCUCGAACCCCUAACUGUUGGCCUCGCCGGAAUCGACCGCUCCGGCCUCCGUCUCGCAGACCUCCUCGUCAUCUGCGGCGCCGUCCCCCAUCGGCCUAGUGACCUUACUAGCCGCCAACGCAGCAGACGCAGAGCCAAUCGUUAUCACAGACCUAGACGAAACACGCCUAGCACAAAGGAGCUAAUUCCCCGCGUGCGACCAGUUCAAGCCAGCAGAGAUGAAACGGCCAAAGCCUUCGCGGGCAGAAUCGUUGAGACGCUAGGCCAAGAGGCGAAACUUGUUAUUGAAUGUACGGGUGUGGAAUCUAGUAUCCAUGCAGGGAUAUAUUCUACUCGUUUCGGCGGCUCCGUCUUCGUAACUGGUGUCGGGAAUGAUUUCCAGUCUUUCCCUUUCAUGCAUCUUUCGUCCCGGGAGAUCGAUCUUCGGUUUCAGUAUCGGUAUCAUGAUGUCUAUCCGAAGGCGAUUAGUCUUGUUGCUGCAGGUAUUAUUGAUUUGAAGCCGUCGGUUUCGCAUCGGUUUGCGUUGGAAGAUGGGUUUAAGGCAUUUGAGACGGCGAGUAAUCCUCCUUCGAGGGCGAUCAAGGUGCAGAUUUUGGAUGACUAG